AUGGAGGUUGUUUUCUAUGUAGUAACUUCAGGGCCGCUAGAAGAUGCCAUUGAAGAGGAAGAAGAAGAGUGUCCAUCAGAGGAGACAGACAUCAUCUCAAAAGGGGACUUUCCAUUGGAGGAAAGCUUUUCUACAGAAUUUGGGCCUGAAAAUCUGAGCUGUGAAGAAGUGGAAUACUUUUGUAACAAAGGUGAUGAUGAAGGAGUCCAGGAGACAGCAGAAUCAGAUGGGGACACACAGUCAGAAAAGCCAGGCCAGCCUGGAGUUGAGACAGAUGAUUGGGAUGGACCAGGAGAGCUGGAGGUAUUUCAGAAAGACGGGGAACGAAAAAUCCAGAGUCGGCAGCAACUUCCUGUGGGAACAACCUGGGGGCCAUUUGCUGGGAAGAUGGACCUGAAUAAUAAUUCCUUGAAGACAAAGGCUCAGGUCCCAAUGGUGCUGACUGCUGGUCCCAAGUGGCUACUGGAUGUGACUUGGCAAGGAGUAGAAGACAACAAAAACAACUGCAUUGUGUACAGCAAAGGGGGUCAGCUUUGGUGCACAACCACGAAGGCCAUCUCUGAGGGUGAAGAGCUAAUUGCCUUUGUGGUGGAUUUUGACUCAAGGCUACAAGCUGCCAGUCAGAUGACUCUUGCAGAAGGGAUGUACCCUGCACGCCUGCUGGACUCAAUUCAGCUGCUUCCUCAGCAAGCUGCCAUGGCUUCUAUUUUGCCUACAGCUAUUGUCAAUAAGGAUAUAUUUCCUUGCAAGUCUUGUGGCAUCUGGUAUCGGAGUGAGCGGAAUCUGCAAGCCCAUUUGAUGUACUAUUGCAGUGGGAGGCAAAGAGAAGCCGCCCCAGUAUCAGAAGAAAAUGAAGACAGUGCUCCUCAGGUUUCCAGCCUGUGCCCCUUCCCACAGUGCACCAAGAGCUUUUCAAAUGCCCGAGCCCUAGAAAUGCACCUGAAUUCACACAGCGGAGUGAAAAUGGAAGAAUUCCUCCCCCCUGGUGCUAGUCUAAAAUGCACCGUCUGUAGCUACACCGCUGAUUCCGUGAUCGGCUUUCACCAACACCUGUUCUCCCAUCUCACUCAAGCUGCCUUCCGAUGCAAUCACUGCCACUUCGGCUUCCAGACUCAGAGGGAGUUAUUGCAGCACCAGGAGCUCCAUGUCCCUGGAGGCAAACUUCCCAGAGAAGGUGAUAUGGAGCACUCUCCAAGUGGAACCGAAGACAGCUUACAGCCAGCCACAGACUUGUUGACCAGAAGCGAACUCCCGCAGAGCCAAAAGGCGAUGCAGACUAAAGACGCGAGCUCUGACACAGAGCUGGACAAGUGUGAGAAAAAGACUCAGCUCUUUCUCACGAACCAGAGACCAGAGAUACAGCCUACGGCAAAUAAACAAAGCUUUUCUUACACAAAAAUCAAGUCUGAGCCCUCCAGUCCAAGACUUGCCUCAUCUCCGGUUCAGCCUAACGUUGGGCCUUCUUUCCCUGUGGGCCCUUUUCUGUCUCAGUUUGCUUUCCCCCAAGAUAUCACAAUGGUCCCUCAAGCUUCAGAGAUCUUAGCCAAGAUGUCUGAACUGGUACAUCGGCGACUGAGGCACGGAAGCAGUAGCUACCCUCCCGUGAUUUACAGCCCUUUGAUGCCCAAGGGGGCCACUUGUUUUGAGUGUAACAUAACGUUCAAUAAUUUGGAUAAUUAUCUAGUGCACAAAAAACAUUACUGCAGCAGCCGAUGGCAGCAGAUGGCCAAGUCCCCAGAGUUCCCUGGCGUUUCAGAAAAGAUGCCUGAGGCCGUGAGCCCCAACACUGGUCAAACCUCCAUAAACCUUCUCAACCCAGCUGCUCAUUCUGCUGAUCCCGAGAACCCACUUCUUCAAACAUCCUGCCUCAAUUCUUCCACUGUUUUAGAUUUAAUUGGGCCAAAUGGGAAGGGCCAUGACAAGGACUUUUCCGCUCAAGCUAAGAAGCUCUCCACCUCUAACAGCAGUGAUGAUAAAAUUAAUGGAAAACCUGUUGAUGUGAAAAAUCCCAGUGUCCCCUUAGUGGAUGGGGAAAGUGACCCAAAUAAGACUACCUGCGAAGCUUGCAACAUUACCUUCAGCCGGCAUGAAACAUACAUGGUCCACAAACAGUAUUACUGUGCCACACGCCACGACCCUCCCCUGAAGAGGUCCGCUUCCAACAAAGUGCCUGCCAUGCAGAGAACCAUGCGCACACGCAAGCGAAGGAAGAUGUAUGAGAUGUGCCUACCUGAGCAGGAGCAAAGGCCUCCCCUGGUCCAACAGCGAUUUCUUGACGUAGCCAACCUCAGCAAUCCCUGUACCUCCACUCAAGAACCCACAGAAGGGCUAGGAGAGUGCUACCACCCGAGAUGUGAUAUCUUCCCAGGAAUUGUCUCAAAGCACUUGGAAACUUCUCUGACGAUCAACAAAUGUGUCCCAGUCUCCAAAUGUGACACUACCCAUUCCAGCGUUUCCUGCCUCGAGAUGGACGUGCCCAUAGAUCUCAGCAAAAAGUGUUUAUCCCAGUCUGAGCGGACGACCACGUCUCCCAAAAGGCUGCUGGACUACCAUGAGUGCACUGUGUGCAAGAUCAGCUUCAAUAAAGUGGAGAACUACCUGGCCCACAAGCAGAAUUUCUGCCCAGUCACGGCACAUCAGCGUAACGACCCGGGCCAACUCGACAGCAAAGUAUUUCCAAAUCCAGAGAGCGAAAGAAACAGCCCCGAUGUCAGCUAUGAAAGAAGCAUAAUAAAAUGUGAGAAAAAUGGAAAUCUGAAGCAGCCUUCCCCUAAUGGAAACUUAUUUUCAUCCCACUUAGCAACCCUGCAAGGCCUGAAAGUCUUCAGUGAAGCGGCUCAGCUCAUUGCUACAAAGGAAGAAAACAAACAUUUGUUUCUUCCCCAAUGCCUUUACCCCGGGGCAAUAAAGAAGGCAAAAGGGGCUGACCAGCUUUCUCCAUAUUAUGGCAUAAAGCCAAGUGAUUAUAUUUCUGGUUCUCUUGUCAUCCACAACGCUGACGUGGAGCCGAGCACAAAUGCCGAAAAUGAAUCCCCUAAAGGCCAGGCUUCCUCCAACGGGUGCGCCCCGACGAAGAAAGAUCCCCUGCCGCUGUUACCCAAAAACAGAGGCAUGGUAAUAGUCAAUGGUGGACUGAAGCAAGACGAGAGACCUGCCGCCAACCCACAGCAAGAGAACAUUUCCCAGAAUCCUCAGCAUGAAGACGGCCACAAAUCUCCCUCUUGGAUCUCUGAGAACCCGUUAGCCACAAAUGAGAAUGUCUCCCCAGGGAUUCCUUCCGCGGAGGAACAGUUGUCUAGUAUAGCAAAAGGUGUGAAUGGCUCCACCCAGGCUCCCACCAGCGGGAAAUAUUGCCGCCUGUGUGAUAUUCAGUUCAACAACCUCUCAAACUUUAUAACUCACAAGAAGUUUUAUUGCUCAUCACAUGCGGCGGAACAUGUCAAAUGA
Puma concolor (puma) is the source of this 3447-nucleotide messenger RNA. NCBI's taxonomy places the organism in Eukaryota, Metazoa, Chordata, Mammalia, Carnivora, Felidae. The record is from RefSeq and is a predicted model, not a curated record.